CAACACUACUAUAUAACAAAUAAUUUGAGCAAUGAAAGAGAACGAGUUAUGGAUCAUUAUAGUUGUCUUGACUCUAGCUUUAGAGCCGAGUGGAACAUACGAAGCUCAACAUUGCCAAGUGAUGAGUGUUGAUGUGAAGGAGGAGCUGUGUACAUUUAAAUCUAACAUAACCCAUGUGCAAUUCCCUAAUUUUCUUGGAAUGGAAACCCAGCAAGAAGCAAUAGAUGGUCUGAAAGGGUACGAGCUCCUUUUAAAGUCAGAACAACACUGCUCCAAUUCACUUGCCUUCUUUUUGUGCCAUACUUAUCUCCCCAUCUGCAAUCCAGAGGAUGAAAACACCAUUAUUAAACCGUGCAGGGCAGAGUGCGAGAUGUCAAGGUUUAACUGCAGCAGUCUUAUGGUACAUUACAGCUACCCCUGGCCGGAGAUCCUAUCUUGUGAGAAGUUUGAUUGGUUUACGGAGAGGGACCCAAGCAACCCAGCCGGAAUCAGUAAAGUUUGCGCUGGAAAUCCUCGUUACACUAAAGAGAACUUCUUCAUUGAGUUCCCAGAAGUUAUCAACGGCACUUACAAUCACUACAAUCCUGAUAAGACUGAUAAGGUGACGACUCCCGACCCGAAAGAUUUCCGUUAUAAUAUGUCGAACUGUGAUCUGAUUGGUCUGGAGAACAGCGACAAGACAUUUAAUGAUUACAACUGUGGGCUGAAGUGCCAUUCCAGCUACUAUGGUCCUAGAGGUAACAUAAAUAUUCUGAAACACUGGAUCCUAGUUUGGGCGGGGCUCUGCCUAAUCGCUACUCUCUUCACUGUCAUGACCUUCAUAUUCGACCAACAACGUUUCAGGUAUCCAGAGAGAGCGAUAAUAUUCAGUGCCGUGUGCUAUUUUUUCAUCUCCGUAGGAUUUGUUCUGGGCUAUUUCUUCAACGAUAGUAUAGUGUGUGAAAACAGCAAGGACGGUAGAUCAGUAAUGAGACAAGGUAGUUCAGAGGACGGUCCCUAUCUCUGUUUCUUCCAGUCCUUCCUCAUCUACUACUUCAUGUUAGCCAGUUUUCUGUGGUGGGUAAUACUCAACCUCACCUGGUUCCUGGCUGCUGGACUCAAGUGGGGACACGAAGCCAUCGCUCUCAAAGCCAAAUUCUUCCACGCAGUCGCUUGGGUUUUGCCCGGGAUAUUGUUCCUUGUCAUUUGCAUCCGAGAGGAAAUCGACGGCGACAGACUGGCGAACAUUUGCUUCGUUGGGAACUUUAAAACUGGUUCUCUACAAUACUAUGUAAUAGUUCCGCUAGCUGUAUUCUACUUAUGCGGAAUGACAUUCCUGGGCCUCGGAAUGUUUUCCAUGUGCAACGUGAGAUCCGAGUUGCACAACACUGGCAAAAAGACGGACAAGUUGGAAACCCUAAUGAUAAGGAUAGGAAUGUUCUCAGUUCUUUACAGCAUUCCAGCUACCAUCCUGAUUGCUUGUUUCCUUUACGAACGCUUCCAAAGACCGAAGUGGGAGGUGGCCUACGUGAGCCACUGCCACAGCUACUCAAAUCCUAAAAAAUGCGACUCGGCUGAAUUUGUAGCGGACGCCAAUCUUCUUACCUUCAAUCUGAUCAAGUACCUAAUGAUGCUUGUUACUGGACUGUCCACAGGUUUUUGGGUUCUACUUUCGUUCAAGACAGCGAGUAACUGGGCCCGACUCCUAAAAUGUGGGUUCGGAAAGAAGGGUUCUGAAACUGCCGUUUGAAUGAUCUUACGAUUUUAAAUUCUCUACUUUUGAUCAAAGUUACUGUAACUCGGCGGAUGCAACUCAAAAACAGAUAGCACAAAAAGAGAAGAAGAAUAAUAUCUGUCACGGGCGAAUUGAGAAGAUACUGACCCACUUUAUUUUCAUAUCAUAGAUUUAUUUAAAUUGAGUAUAUUCUUACCGAAUUUUUAAUGUAAAACCGAUUUAAAUUCAGACUUUUUUCACGAUAAGAUUUGAAUGUGAGCAUGAAUUUUAAUCGAAA
Messenger RNA from Bolinopsis microptera, 1991 nucleotides. Its product is annotated as frizzled-2-like. The coding region runs from base 32 to 1729 and encodes 565 amino acids. The record is from RefSeq and is a predicted model, not a curated record. Gene Ontology annotation, molecular function: Wnt-protein binding; Wnt receptor activity. Gene Ontology annotation, biological process: non-canonical Wnt signaling pathway; canonical Wnt signaling pathway. The transcript is spliced from 15 exons. Gene Ontology annotation, cellular component: plasma membrane. NCBI's taxonomy places the organism in Eukaryota, Metazoa, Ctenophora, Tentaculata, Lobata, Bolinopsidae.